Molecule: messenger RNA, 560 nt
Organism: Saprolegnia diclina VS20
Lineage: Eukaryota; Oomycota; Saprolegniomycetes; Saprolegniales; Saprolegniaceae
Exons: 2
Coding region: 24-503 (159 amino acids)
Source: RefSeq, a predicted model, not a curated record
CCGCGACUGAAACAGUCAAUGAGAUGCCCAGCGACCGCUUCCACAAGUUCCUCGAAGCGCGGCAGCUCGUGCUGCACUCGGCGUCGGGCGUCGGCGUCCUGGCCGCGCCGCACCUGAGCCUCCGCGCGUACAAGGCCCGCAACGCCGCACCGUCGCUCUGGAAAGGCAUGAGCCGCGUGGCCACCGGCGCGACCGUCGACCGCCUCCGAUCGAUCCUCGGCGCAAAGGACGACGACCGGUUCGCGUCGGUCGUUGUCGACGCGCGCCUCGACGUGCCCAUCGCGAUUCACGCUGACGCGCCCGAUGUCGCCGAGAGCUACACGCACGCGACGCGCGGCCUCAAGCCCGUGGCCUUUCCGCCCUUGACCCACGCGCUCCCGCAUGCGCUCGCCCACCGCCGAGCGUACGACGAGCACAUUCUGGAGCUGCGCCGCGAAAUUGACGCCGCCGCCGGCUUCCACGACGUUGCCACGUCAUCGUCCGAGGUCCCAACGACCAGCUAAGUCGUGUACAAAAACCAAAACCAAAAAACCUCAAAAUUGGACUUUACGAGGUGUUAA